AGGCUGGGUUGUGCCGCGAACCGGCGGCUAGGCAACACAUGCUGUCGCAGAGCCGCAUUGGCGAUCGAAUAAUAUGGUGUGUUACAGCACGUUACCUCGCAUGAUGCCGGUAUGGACGCACAAGGCUAUUUCCGAAUUGUUUGCCUCCCUGGUUUCGGCCAUUCUCUAGCCUCGCUCGUGCAGAUUGUCUGGUCACGCUCGAGUAGGCAGCUCUGGAUACGGUGGAACAUACGAAAGGACGGGAUAUUUACUUAUCUCCUACUAUAUGUAUAUGUAAUGCUUGGGCUGGAUUCGAUACGCUGGGGUUACUGUUGUAGCCUCGGGGGAGGGCUACCUACCUAUCUAAUGAGCGUGUUGUGUCUAAACAGAGGGGGUAGGGGUAGGGAGUAUGUAGUAACACUAUAGUCUACAUAGCAGUCGUCGCUUAUAGAGACGGCUCAUCUGCCUACUCCUUGUUUGUGUAUUCGCGGCCAAUGGAUUUAUUCAUUUAUCUAGUCGUGUUUCUCGAUUGGACUUAACAGCCUUAUACUCGCUCUUAGAUAUGUACACUUUCAUCCCCUAACAAGGCGA
Molecule: messenger RNA, 570 nt
Organism: Daldinia vernicosa
Lineage: Eukaryota; Fungi; Ascomycota; Sordariomycetes; Xylariales; Hypoxylaceae
Exons: 1
Coding region: 112-405 (97 amino acids)
Source: RefSeq, a predicted model, not a curated record